Messenger RNA from Microplitis demolitor, 2344 nucleotides. Its product is annotated as sodium- and chloride-dependent GABA transporter 1-like. Bases 86 to 2044 code for a protein of 652 amino acids. Gene Ontology annotation, biological process: sodium ion transmembrane transport. Gene Ontology annotation, cellular component: membrane. The record is from RefSeq and is a predicted model, not a curated record. Lineage: Eukaryota; Metazoa; Arthropoda; Insecta; Hymenoptera; Braconidae. The transcript is spliced from 10 exons.
AGAUUUUUUAAUAAUCGUCCUAGCGAUUUAUUUUUGAAAUUAAUGUCGAGGCGGUGAACCGGCUUUACUCCUGAAAAAAAAAAAUAUGACUGAAAAAAUGUAUUAUUGGGGCGAGGAACGUGAGCCGGUUGAUCCGGAGCAGACGUUCAUAGAGUUCAAGGCGAAAAUAACUCCGGCAGGCGAGUCAUCGCGUGCUGGUAGCAAAAAAAUCACGACGUCUCCGCAGAUCAGGAGUUGUAAUGAACCGGUUGUGGGGAUAAGCCGCGAGGAUGACGAAGAAAGGGGCGGCUGGGGCAAUAAAUUAGACUUUUUGUUCUCGUGUAUCAGUGUCUCCGUGGGGUUGGGAAAUGUAUGGAGGUUUCCUUACCUCUGUUACAAGAAUGGCGGUGGUGCUUUUCUUGUUACUUAUGGGAUAGCCAUGAUUUUCUGUGGCAUCCCUAUUUUCUUCCAAGAAGUCGCUGUUGGCCAGUACCUCGGGGCCGGUGGAAUGACACUUGUGGGACAGUUGUGUCCUAUCCUUCAAGGUGUUGGAUAUGCCACAAUGACGAUAGUCUUCUUCCUUGAUGUCUAUUAUUGUAUAAUUAUUGCGUGGACACUAUUCUACCUCAUCAGCACAUUUGCCAGGCUGACAAAUUUACCUUGGAGCUCAUGCGACAACUGGUGGAAUACCGAUGACUGUUUCGACGCCUCCAAUGGCACGGAUUUGAAAAAAUUCCAAGCAAGUCACUCGGUUAAUUUGACCCAUAAUGAGAGUUACCAUCACACUACUCCAGUUGAAGAAUAUUGGGAACGAAGAGUACUGGGGAUAACUGGCGGCAUUGAAGAAAUCGGCGGGAUGCAGUGGGAACUGUUGGGCUGCCUACUGAUCGGCUGGCUGCUGGUUUACUUCAUAAUCCGGCGGGGUCUCCAUCAGAGCGGUAAGAUAAUCUGGUUUUCAGCAUUGUUCCCGUACGUCGUGCUUUUCAUUCUUUUGGGAAGAGCUGUCACUCUGGACGGAGCUGAAACCGGUCUUCUUUACUACGUGACUCCUCGGUGGGACGAACUUCUCAAACCGGGACCGUGGAUUGAUGGUGCGACCCAGAUCUUCUUUGCCUACAGCAUCGGGACUGGCGCAUUACCGGCUCUUGGUUCUUACAAUAAAUUUCAUCAUAACUGCUACAAAGAUGCACUUAUAACAUGCGUAGUAAAUACUUUGACUUGUUUACUCGGUGGGUGCGUUACAUUCUCGAUACUUGGUCAUAUUGCUCUCGAACAAGGCACUGAAGUAUCGAAUGUUGUUAAGAGCGGUCCUGGUUUAGUAUUUUUAACGUAUCCUGAAGUUGUUUUGAAACUUGUUGGCGCUCCUGUUUGGGCAAUUAUUUUUUUCUUCAUGUUAAUUAUCCUGGGGCUCGACAGUGAAUUCUGUAUAGUCGAGUCUUUCAUCACCGGAGUCGUCGAUAAUUGGCCUGACACUUUGCGACCUCAUCGUAACAAGUUCACCGUAGCUAUUUGCAUUCUCAUGUUCCUGUUAGGUAUUCCCAUGGUUACUCACGGCGGAGUUUACAUUUUCCAACUGAUGGACUUUUACUCGGCUAGCGGUAUGUCAAUACUGUGGGUAUGUUUCUUCCAAACAAUAGCAAUAUCUUGGAUAUUUGGUGCACAAAAAUUCUGCGACUGUAUUCAUCAAAUGAUGGGGAUACGGCUCAAUAAAUUUUGGUACAUUUGUUGGCUUGUGUUUGCGCCGGUUAUUAUGGCUUUUAUCUUCGUCUUCCAAUGUGUCCAAUACAAGCCCCUAAAAUACGGAAGCAAAUAUGAGUACCCGACGUGGGCUGAAGUAGUGGGAUUUUGUCUGAGUUUCUCAUCGAUGAUGUGGAUCCCUGCAUACGCUAUUUACUACGUUCUGGCCACACCUGGAUCAAUCAAAGAGAAUAUUUUAAAAGGAAUAAAACCCAACAUCAAAUCGAGGACAAAAUUACCAACAGGAGAAAAAUCAGCCGUGAUCCCAAUGUCCGAGAGCAGCGCGGGAUUAAUUACAAAAAACAGUAGUUUUUUAAGUCAAACAUGAUCACCAGUAUUAUAAUUAUAUUUUUGUUGGUAUAAUCUAAUUAACUUAGGUUAAUAAUAAUAAUAAUAAAUAAUGUAUUAAAUAGGUACUGUAUAGAGUAAUUGUAAAAAACGUACAGAGUGAUAUUUGCUGUAAGUAUUACUCCAUUUUUAUAAUUUAUGCGUUUUCUAAAUUAAUUAAUUGUUUGUUUAUAAUGAAAAAAAAUUAUUAGACGUUUGGAUUUGAAGUUUAGACUAGAAUAUAUACGAAUCAGUUGGCCUAAGCACAAAAUUUUAAUAAUUAAAUUGAUUAAAAUUUAGA